Molecule: messenger RNA, 473 nt
Organism: Acaulospora morrowiae
Lineage: Eukaryota; Fungi; Glomeromycota; Glomeromycetes; Diversisporales; Acaulosporaceae
Source: the annotation of a GenBank genome assembly
AAAUUGACGUUCGCCUCCGAAGGCAUUUUGCCGAACAAUUUGAUGCCAAGUAUAGUGGUAAAUUGAAGGAGUCGAUAUUUAAGUCACCACGCGCCAUGACGAUGUUACUCAAAGAGGCUAACAGGAUUAAACAGAUACUCUCUGCUAAUACGGAGACCGUGGCUUCUAUAGAAAAUGUGCACGAAGAACACGAUCUUCGCCUGACAAUAACGAGAACUGAAUUGGAUGCAAUGAUGGUCGAUCUUGUAAAACGUGUUGGGGGACCAAUCCAAGAGGCAUUAAGUAAUGCCGGAAUGAGCUUGAAGGACAUAAAAUCUUGUGUGCUGGUCGGUGGUGGUAUUCGAGUCCCAUCUAUACAAACCAUGAUCAAAGAAAUUGUUGGAGAAGACAAAAUUGCUCAAAAUGUGAAUGGAGAUGAAGCAGCAGUGCUUGGUGCUGCAUUUAGGGGGGCAGCUUUGAGUCACCAAUUCAAG